AUGGCCGACGAAGCAGCUCGCGCUCACGCCGCUGAAGUGGCGCGCGCUCAAGAAGAAGGAAGAGAUCCACCUCCUCCUCCUCCUAAUCCACAAGACCCUGCUGGAGAUGUGAAUGCACAACCCAAGCUGGAGCACCUACAAUCGGAGACUAUGACUCUGCCGAUGCUUUCUUCAUGGAUAGAAACCCUAUCCAUCCACCACUUCCUGCAAGGAAUGACUAUGAGAUCAAGCCUCAGAUCAUUGCAUUGCACUACAAGAUCCAAUGGAGUCUCUGCUGACUACCUUAAGUGCAAGCUCUUUUCAUUCUCUCUUGGCGACAAAGCUUCAAGAUGGUUGAAGUCUCUGCCAGCUCACUCCAUCACCACUUGGGAUGAGUACAAGGCUGCAUUCAUCAACCACUUCUACACCAAACAGAGAUCAAUUUCUGUGAGAAACAAGAUCUCCACUUUCGCCAAGCAACAAUGA
Molecule: messenger RNA, 465 nt
Organism: Microthlaspi erraticum
Lineage: Eukaryota; Viridiplantae; Streptophyta; Magnoliopsida; Brassicales; Brassicaceae
Source: the annotation of a GenBank genome assembly